Oryzias melastigma (Indian medaka) is the source of this 2498-nucleotide messenger RNA. It is a transcript of the gene riok1, whose product is annotated as RIO kinase 1 (yeast). Lineage: Eukaryota; Metazoa; Chordata; Actinopteri; Beloniformes; Adrianichthyidae. Gene Ontology annotation, biological process: maturation of SSU-rRNA. Gene Ontology annotation, cellular component: cytosol; preribosome, small subunit precursor. Gene Ontology annotation, molecular function: protein serine/threonine kinase activity; ATP binding. The record is from RefSeq and is a predicted model, not a curated record. The transcript is spliced from 17 exons. Bases 23 to 1813 code for a protein of 596 amino acids.
GCGACCGGAAGAGACCAGACACAUGUUGGAGGUUUGGUCCGCACUGCGCAGCCGCAAUGGAAUGGGCCCUCCUGUUCGCCGUAGUCAUGUGAUCAGACCCGGAAACGGACAGAGCAGCACGCUGUUGACUUCUACAGCACCAGAACCAGGUGGUACGGUGAAGGUGGGCUUCUCUCAUCACGCAUCUUCAGCGGGAUUACUCUGCGUGGGCAUGGAGGAGGUCACGUGCGUUCCUGGACAGUUUGAUGACGCUGAGGAGGACAGGGACCAAUCAGAGGCUUCAGUGCAGCCAACCCUCAUCGAUGAUGUCACUGCGCAGCAGGUGGACAGUGAUGAGGAGGAGGAUGAAGAUGAUGAAGAGGACUGGGCGUGGUAUUCUGCUGCAGAUCUGACCAGCAGAUUAAACCGGAGCGGCCUCAACUCCCAGGCAAACAGACAGAACCCGUCCAAUAAGAUGAUCUCGUCCUCGACCCCGUCUGACAAAGCUUUGAGGAAAUAUGAACACAAAAUCAACCUAGAUAAACUGAACUAUGCAGACUCUGUGAUCAAUAAAGUCACUGUCAUGCAGAGGCAGAAAGAAGCCGACACGUACAGAGUAAAGGACAAAUCGGACCGAGCUACUGUGGAGCAGGUUUUAGAUCCACGAACUCGAAUGAUUCUCUUCAAGAUGUUGAGUCGAGGAAUCAUCUCUGAGAUCUACGGCUGCAUUAGCACAGGAAAGGAGGCCAACGUCUACCACGCCAUCACGUCGUCAGGAGAAAGCAGAGCCAUCAAGAUCUACAAGACGUCUAUCCUGCUCUUCAAGGAUCGGGACAAAUAUGUCAGCGGGGAGUUCAGGUUCCGCCACGGCUACUGUAAAGGGAACCCCAGGAAGAUGGUGAGAACGUGGGCAGAGAAAGAAAUGAGGAACCUCAUCAGGUUGCAGAUGGCCGGAAUCCCAAGUCCAGAACCGCUGCUGCUCAGAAGUCAUGUUCUGCUGAUGGGCUUCAUUGGAAAGGACAACAUGCCAGCUCCUCUGCUGAAGAACGCGGCGCUGUCGGAGUCUAAGGCCCGGGAGCUGUACCUGCAGGUGGUCCAGAACAUGAGAAAGAUGUUCCAGGAGGCCCGGCUGGUCCACGCGGACCUCAGCGAGUUCAACAUGCUGUACCACGACGGCGAUGCCUACAUCAUUGACGUGUCGCAGUCGGUGGAGCACGACCACCCGCAUGCUCUUGAGUUUCUCCGGAAAGACUGCAGCAACGUCAACGAGUUCUUUGUGAAGCACGGUGUCGCCGCCAUGACAGUUCGCGAGCUGUUUGACUUCAUAACCGAUCCGUCCAUCACCUCCCAGAACAUGGACCGGUACCUGGAGAAGGCAAUGGAGAUGGCGGCUGAGCGGACCUCAGAGCAGCGAUCGGACCAGAACCGUGUGGAUGAGGAGGUGUUCAAGAGGGCCUACAUCCCACGCACGCUGACGGAGGUCAGCCACUACGAGCGCGACGUGGAGAUGAUGAGGGCGGCGCUGGACGAGCCAUCUGCUGGAUCGCAGAAUGACCAGGUUCUGUACCAGACGCUGACUGGGCUGAAGAAGGAUCUGUCCGGCGUCCAGACGGUUCCUGCGCUGCUGGAGGACGAGCACUCUUCAUCAGAGGAAGAGGAGGAAGAAGAAGAGGAGGAUGAGGAGGCAGAAGAGAAGUCUGAGGAAACCCCAAUGGACAAGAAGGAGAGGAAGAAGAUGGUGAAGGAGGCUCAGAGAGAGAAGAGGAAGAACAAAGUGCCAAAGCAUGUGAAGAAGAGGAGGGACAAGGUGGCCAAGAUAAAGAAAGGCAAAUGAGUCUGAACCAAACCAGCCCACCUGUCCUGGACCGACCCAGCUGUACGUGCACGCCUGCGGGUCAGCUGACUGGAAGUGUGAUGCUUUAAAGACUGAAAUAACACUUUCAGUGUUCCAGUGCGAUGUUUCAGCUGGUUCUCCAGCUUGAACGGGUCAGGACUGUUCUCUAGAUCAGAACGGGAUGAUUAAUGCAAAAAACUGCAUUUAUUAAAAAUAUUGUGUUAAAGGAAUACGAGACGUUUUCCAUUGAAAAAUAAUAGAGCUGCUUGAUUAAAAACAUUAGAAAAUAUCACAUUGCCUGAUCCCCAACAGACAAAUGACUAAACUAAGAAAAGUGAUCACAGCUGUGCCUCAGUGACUGACAGCAUCUUUCUAUACAGUAUUUCUGCUUUAUCUUUUGAAGUGUAUUUACUUCAGCAUGUCUGGUCCCUGGAGGGGAGGUGUUGUGGUGGUUCUGCAGGUGACAAGUCUUGGGAGAAGUGACAACUGACAGUCCUUUUGUCUGCCUUCAUGUACAUCUAAUAAACUGGAGACAUUUUCUUUCUGUUUAAAGACCUCCUGGUUCUGUAUUAAAGUUCCACUCCAAUCAUUUUUGAUCUAUUGUAAAAUCGUUCCCAGUGGUAUUUUAAUUGUGAUUAUGCUGGUUGUUUUAAUCCCUAAAUCAAAAAACUGGUGUUCUUUUCUA